Molecule: messenger RNA, 1731 nt
Organism: Drosophila teissieri
Lineage: Eukaryota; Metazoa; Arthropoda; Insecta; Diptera; Drosophilidae
Exons: 1
Coding region: 111-920 (269 amino acids)
Source: RefSeq, a predicted model, not a curated record
UGAAAUUAUUUAUGGCCAACGGAAAGUGAAUCCGCUUGAGAGCAGCAGCCUUUGCUUGUGAGACAACAGUAUCCGUAAAUACAACUAAAUUCCAAGUGAGAGGGUAUAAGAUGACCGAUCAUUCUGUCCAGCCAAAUGAAGAGGAGGUGGUUGGGGACAUUUACUUGUCCCUGCUUUCGCGACAUGCCCUCAGAUAUCCGGAGGAUGGCACCCACAAGUCGUGGGUCCUGCCGCGCAUGAUGGUCCUGUUUGCCAGCGGGGACAUGGAUCAGGUGAUAGACGCCAUAGUUGCGGACAUGGUCCACCCGAUUGGCAGUGGACUGGUGGCUAGUGUGUUGGUGGAGGAAUCCAUACGCGACGAGAUGAUUAGGAAAGUGCGCGCCAACUUGAAGCCGAUGAACGAGCGCAUACAACGCCAUCCAAAUUACCUGAGAACCGAGAAGCUCAUCGAGCGCAUGAACUGCAGCACCAUACACAUCGAGGAGUUCGAGGAGUCGGAUACGAAACGGCGCUAUGGUCGCCGGAUGAAGGGAUCGCCUUUGAUAGUUCUGGAUUUCCCGCAGUACUAUUUCGGGGACAAGCCCACGGCCGUGAUGACUUUGAGCACCUUCCGCAAUAUGAGCGAAGUGGUCAAGUUGCAUAGGCGCGAAGGUCUGAACUUCGAUUGCAUUUCGGUGUGGUCAUCCAAGUUGGCCCAGUGCUUCGACCUGCUCACCAGGCUGCCCAAGGUGGAUCACUGGACCUUCAACUGCACCAACGAAUCCAUCAAGAUUCCCAAGCUGCCGGCUCAGCCGGUUACCACGGUUAGCAUCCAGAAAAACCUUCACUUCGAAGUGCACGUCAUUGGCGGAAAGAUAAAAACUAUAGCGUUUCCAAUCACAGAUACUGCGAAGGAGAUAUACCCCCACUACGAUUCCUGACUUCUCAUCGAAAAUCCACCCAUCAAUUGGUUUGAGAAUAUUUAUGGGCCGAACGACUCUAAUUUGUAAAUCUCAAACCCAUCGAACACACAAACUCACACACGCGCGACAGAUAAUUUGUCAGAUAAUGGCUCAUCUAUCAGUUUUUGACAAGAUUGAUGGCUAGAUAAUGCGAUUGAUAAAUCUCCAUUACUUUGCAGCAUCCUUUCUCUCCAUUUUCCCCGAGUUAAUUUCAAGGAAAUCGGAAUGCAGGGGGCGGGACUCUCCCCCCACCGCCGCUGAGACAAUGAUUUGAUUUUGGCCGUGUCACUUGCCAUGUCAUCAUCCCUCCGGAGAGGUGAUUCCUGUCCUGGUGCCACACGCCCUCCAUUUAUCACGGCGCAGGCAAGGUGCACAGGGAAAAAUGCUUGAGUUUGUUUGGCACUCAGGAAUGCCUCGUAUUGUCCUGCUUAUUUAGGCAGUAUUUAAUGUGUAAUAUGACUUGCAACUCUAGAACUUAAUUAUCUUUUUAUUGUUACAAAAGGAGUGGAGAAUAGAGAAUAGAGUUUGUUUCAGUGUGCACACCACUGCCAUCGGCUAAGUAAGUGACUCUCGUGAAAUCAAGGUUUAUGCGGCAGGGGCUAUAAAAGUGCCCAUUGAUUGGCAUCAUCUGUCGAAUGGAUUCCUAACCCAAUCACACACACUGGCCCAUUAAUACCAAGCCGUUUACAGAUCACAUUGUGAUGGAAAUGAGGUGACAGUUACUGUCCCCCACGAGGUGUGAUCGUUAAAUUGGCCACAAGCCACAAGAAAAGGCUUUAAAGCGUCAGCC